Messenger RNA from Chrysemys picta bellii (western painted turtle), 3903 nucleotides. RefSeq names its product zinc finger and SCAN domain-containing protein 21-like. Lineage: Eukaryota; Metazoa; Chordata; Testudines; Emydidae. The record is from RefSeq and is a predicted model, not a curated record. Gene Ontology annotation, molecular function: RNA polymerase II cis-regulatory region sequence-specific DNA binding; DNA-binding transcription factor activity, RNA polymerase II-specific. Gene Ontology annotation, biological process: regulation of transcription by RNA polymerase II. Gene Ontology annotation, cellular component: PcG protein complex; chromatin; transcription regulator complex.
UCCAGGAUCGUUGUCACUUCCUAGAUAGGACCAGCCCCUCAGCAUCGGCUAGGGCUCCCCCACUCAGGGACACCCCCUCCCAGUGUCCCAGCGCCCCAGCAUAGGGGAAGCCCGGGCACGGGGGAGGGGGAUUCAGCAGUUGCUGGAUACCCAGAGAGAACAGGGCAGACGGAGGCGCUGGAUCGGAAGAACAGGAGCCCCCAGCCCCAGGACACACUCGGGACACCAGAUGGAUGCACGAGUGGGCAGAGUUAAUGUUGAGUGGGCAGAUCUUGGAAUUUCUUAACAUUCAAGUGGUUGGCGUUGCAACCUAAAUAACGUACUUUUCAUGUAGUGUUUCAUAUGGAUCUUUUGCUGCAGGCUGUGCAGGAGGAGGCUGGAUGCUCCCGACAGGUCCCAUGCAUGUUUAUUGAGAUUGGCAUCUGAGAGUGCAGCUGCUCCUGAGACAGACCAUGGCCACAGAACUACGUACAAGUGCAGAUUUGGGUCUCCAGUUACAGUUGCCUUUAGAGCAGGGGGUGCAGCCCCCAGUAAAAAGGGAGGAACAAGAUCCACCAGGCCCCGAGCCAGGGCAGGGAGUGGAGCAAGGAGAGAACCUUCCCUUUGUUGUCUGUUCUGGGACCAUCGGGGAAUUACUGAGAUGGGCGGCUCCGCAACAGUCCAGGCUUCAGAGGCAGGACGAGCCGCCCCAGCGCUGGGAAGUCCAGUGGCAGGAGGUGCUGCAGGCCCUAUGGACCCCUCCUGAAGUUGUGCCGGCCCCGGUGACGCUACAGCUGCCUGAGCUGGCACCAGGGGACGAUAUUGAGGCCUAUCUGGCCAACUUCGAGCAUGUGGCUAAUGCCUGCCAGUGGCCGAGAGGAGAGUGGGUAACGCGACUCGUGCCGGCACUCAGCGGAAAAGCCCGACAGGCCUACAGCAGCCUGGAGGCUAGAGACAGCAGAGACUAUGGGAAGGUGAAAGCUGCCAUCCUGCAAGGGGAGGACACCCGCCUGGAGAUGCGGCGUCGAUGCUUCAGGCAAUUCCGCUACCAGGAGGCCGAGGGGCCCCGGGAGGCUUACAGCCGCCUCCAGGAGCUCUGCCAUCGCUGGCUGGAGCCGCAGAGCCGCACCAAGGAGCAGAUCCUGGAGCUGCUGAUCCUGGAGCAGUUCCUGACCAUCCUGCCAGAGGAAAUGCAGAACUGGGUCUGGGAACGUGGCCCAGAGAACUGCGCCCAAGCGGUGGCCCUGGCAGAGGGGUUCCAACUGGGGCAGCCAGAGGCUGGAUUAUGGGAGCAGCAGGUCACGGUGCGCGUGAAGGUUGAGGAAGUGACUUCGGAGAAGAUGGCUUCCCCUGAGGCAUUAUGGGAUGCUCCCGGCUCCCAGCUAGAGCAGUUGCAGCCCCAUCACGAAUGUGUAUCCCAGGAGGAGGUGGGACGAGUUGAGACCCCAGGACACCCGUAUGAACCACUCUGUGUCCCCAAAGAGGAGCCCCCGAUCCUCCAGGAAAUGGAUAAUAAGUCAGGCCCCCGGCCUCAUUCAGAGCACAUGAUGGAUGGUGAUCACAGGAUGGGUGACGUGGUGCUGAGCGCAAGUCCCCUGCUGGAGGUGCCAAGCGCAAGUCCCCAGCGGGAGGAGACAGAGAUGGCAGGGCCACGCAGGGUGUCCCUAGGAAGAUACAAAGGGAAGGCAUCACGGACUCAGCGCAGGGUGGGGAGGCAGCAUGGGAGCCCCAUUGGGAAAAGGCAGGUGGAAUCAGCCCCUCCCCUACCAGACUUGGGGAAGCCCGAACCCCAGCCCAGGCCUUUCAAAUGUGCUGAGUGUGGGAAAACCUUUUGCCGCAGCUCUGACCUGCUGAGACACAAGCGGAUCCACCGGGGGGAUCGGCCCCACCACUGCACUGAGUGCGGGAAAAGCUUCGUUCGGAACUCCCACCUCCUGAUCCACCAGGUGAUUCACCGUGGCGAACGCCCCUUCACGUGCAGCGAGUGUGGAAAGAGCUUUAGCCAGAGCUCCACCCUAACAAGACACCAGCAGAUCCACACUGGCGAGAAACCCCACCGCUGUCACCAGUGUGGCAAGAGCUUUGGGCGCAACUCCAACCUGACGAGGCACCAGAGGCUCCAUGCGGCUGAGCGGGUCUACCGGUGUGCAGGAUGCGGGGAGGCCUUCCGCAGCAGGGGUCUGCUCAUUUCUCACCAGCGAUGCAGCAAGAAGGAGAGGCCAGAGGCUUGCAGAAAGCGCACAGCGCCUUGGUUUGGUCUCUGCCCCCAACACUCCCGACCUGUCUGCAUAACAAUUGGGACAAUCUGUAACAGCAAAGACAUUAACAAACCCAAAGACAGACUUCGAGGAGGAAGGCUGAGCUUUCUACAGCUGCAUCUUCACCGCCUCUGCAAGGAAAGCAAGGUGGAGUCUGUGACAUAUCCCGACUUUCUGGUUGAUACUGAGAGCAAUGGCCCCUUUCCACUGGAGGAUCCCAGCAAGGAGAGCUUCCCGAUGGCGCACUCGGCCGAGUUCUCGUGGAUGGAGCGAGGGGAGGAGCUAUGUGAUGCCGACUCAGAUGAGCGGGAGGAGCUGAGAGUUGUCCUGACAGAUGACGGGGCCCUGAGUGAGGACGAGGAGGCUGACGAUGUGCAGGAGCCGGACGACGAUGAUGGGGAGCCAGAAGGGCCGUUCUCAGCCCGCUCCGAAGGGGACGAUUCCUGCGGGAGCUCUGAGAGGCCACAGGGUAGAUGGCGUGAUGCAGGUGCGGGUGAGCAGGCCUGCGAUGCAGAGGAUAAGCCGUUCCGGUGCUCCGAGUGUGGCAAGGGGUUUGCCCAGAGCUCCAACCUGAUCAAACACCAGCGGGUCCACACCGGGGAGCGGCCCUACCGCUGCCACCAGUGCGGCAAGGCCUUCACCUGGAGCUCAUCGCUGCUGGAGCACCAGAAAUCUCAUGCUGGUGAAAAGCCCCACAGCUGUCCGGAGUGCGGGAAGAAGUUCAGCCGUGGCUCCACCCUGCUGGAGCACCAGCGCAUCCACACCGGCGAGAAACCUUUCCGCUGCCACCAGUGCGGCGCCCGCUUCAGCCAGAGCUCCACACUGGUGCACCACCAGCGCACCCACACCGGGGAGCGGCCCUACCGCUGCGACGAGUGCGGGCGCAGCUUCGGCCGCAAGUCCACGCUGGUGACCCACCGCCGCACCCACACCGGCGAGAAGCCGUACCACUGCCUGGAGUGUGGACGCAGCUUCGUGGUCAGCUCGGACCUGGCCAAACACCAGCGCACCCACACCGGCGGCCAAGGCCCCUACCGCUGUGGGGAGUGCGGGGAGGGCUUUGGCUGGAGCGCUGCCCUGGCUGCCCAUCGGGCCAGCCAGCACGGUGCCGAGAAGCCCUACCGAUGCUCCGAGUGCGGGGAGGCUUUCCACCAAAGCGCCACGCUGCUGGUGCACCAGCGCACCCACGCCGGCGACGAGGCCUUCACCUGCUCCGACUGUGGGGAGUGCUUCCUGGAGAGCGCCAAGCUGGCCCGGCACCGGCGCAUGCGGCACAGCGCCGACGGGGAGGAGAAGCCUUUCAAGUGCUCUGAGUGCGGCAAGGGCUAUGCCCAGAGCGCCGGCCUGCGACACCACCAGCGAGAGCAACCCUUCCGCUGCCCGCAGUGCGGCCUGAGUUCCUGUGGAGCUGCCGGCUGGCUGAGCACCGCCGCAGUUGCCGCAUGGCGGAGAAGCCCUACAAGUGCCCUGAGUGCGGCAAGAGUUUCGGCCAGAGCUCCAAGCUGCUGCGGCACCAGGUGACUCACACCGGCGAAAAGCCCUACAAGUGUCCGGAGUGCGGCAAGAUCUUCAGCCAGAGCUCCAAUCUGGCGGAGCACCGGCGCACGCACGCCGGCCAGAAGCUCCACCGCUGCGGCAUCUGCGGCAAGAGCUUCGCCCUGGGCUC